CGUCCUCAGUUUAUGCAGCUUAGCGAUACAGCCGCAUCAGAUAGACAGGGACUUCCCUUUGCAUCAAGAUGCGAACUUCCUGGAUCCUCGCUUGCCUAUUGUGGUGCACGGUAAACAUCCGAAAUCUUCAGCCAGAUAGUCGGAAUCUACCCUGACCUGUUUACCUUGCCAUGGCCUUCCAGAUACAAGUAGCUCGAGCUAGCUCGGAAUCAGGAGCAAGCUCCAUUGAAACAGUCUCCCCACUCAGGACCCAGCUUGAUAGCUGGAAAGAGACGACCUUGGCCAUCCGAGCGAACGUCAUCCCCUCCACUCAGGAUACCUUGUUUUACUGCAAAUGCAUGUGUUUCGACAACUUCACCAUCGUACCCCUUUACAUGCCGGACAACCCGUCUAAACCGUGCCUGAGCUGUACGAGGCAGUUCUGCUUGGACCAGAAACUUCCCAUCUGCCGAGGAGCGGAAGUGCCGGAUCUGGAUACUGACACCGGGACCGGAAAGGAGGGGGACGUCGAGGCCAGGUGUUUCAAACGAGACUCUCCCCGCGAUCAACUGGUCGUGACUUGUUUCAUCUUGAUCGUCGUCGGUCUGUUAUUGACGGCGGCCAUCCGGAACCGGUUACAAGCCGCUAUAGCCGAACGAGGUCGACCGACAGAUUUACGCGAAUGGAGCGAGGCACUGUUACCGACCAACAUGCUGCAGACCCGUCAACUAGGCGCAAUCCCAGCCUGGAUAAGAGGUGUCAACACGGGGGGAGGUACGGGGUACGGGAGGGUCGGGUGAUCGCACAGGUUGAAUUUGUUUCAUGGGCGUUAUAGAGGUUUUUGGUGGCGGUUGUAUCAGUAGUGCAUCUUGUUUCGAGGCAUAUAUAGACGAGGUAAUAAAAGA
Messenger RNA from Filobasidium floriforme, 884 nucleotides. RefSeq lists its product as uncharacterized. The record is from RefSeq and is a predicted model, not a curated record. NCBI's taxonomy places the organism in Eukaryota, Fungi, Basidiomycota, Tremellomycetes, Filobasidiales, Filobasidiaceae. The transcript has 6 exons. Bases 171 to 779 code for a protein of 202 amino acids.